CAUUAUAGACGUUCUGGUUUGUUUUUGACAUCUUUAAAUCUAACGUGAAAAUUAACAUUUUUCAUUUAAACAGUCUAAAUUUUGUACACUAUCUAUGUCUUCAUCGUCAAGUGAUGAGCAUUCAGAAUGUUUUGACUACAAUAAUAUAACUCCUUGGCCGAUGCAACCAUUGGUAUAUUAUACAAAUGUGCCGUACCGUGAGAAACCUAAAAGUGGUGAGAAAAAGCGUAACCCAAAUUGCUUUGUCAAAGCAUUCCGGUGGUAUACACAGGUGAAUGGAUAUUUACGCGAAUUACGCCUACCUUAAAGUUUUCACUGCUUCUGUUGAUGAAGUUGAACGUUGUCCGAAAAAGACAGACUCGAUGAGCACAAAUGCACCGGAAAUAAAGGGUUUUGCGAUGUGGUUAGAUCAGAAAUAUCACGAAUUUAUCCACGAUGGAGGUGGACGUUCAAAGUACACAUUGAAGAAGACUUCGACGCUGGAGUUCGAAACUAAAUCUAACAAAUUUCCGUGCGACUCUUGCGGAGCGAAAAAGUUCAAGAGACCAAAAAGUCCUAGGAAAAGGCAUAGAAGGCUCACGAAUAGCAAAGGCAAUACUUUAAGAUCCAAUAAAAGCUUUGAAAUACUGCUCCAUCCUAAACAUACGGUAUCUCGAACAGCUUCGGAGUCCUGCCAAAGAGGUUACUCGUGUUGUUCACUAACACAGAAAGCAAAACGUAAAUCGCAGAGUCUCACAAGCGUUCUGCUUGAAAGGGAAGUGUAUCAAAUUCCUUACGAUGAAGUUGAUGAUAGGGAUGAGGUGAAGAAAAUCCUUGCUACCAUUGUUGAUCCCACUCACGGCAAGGAAUUACAAAAUACCGCUAAAAGUUCAAAAGCGAGACGUGGUGAUUCGAAGAAGAACAUUUCCUGCCAAUGCAUAAACGAAAGUGUCACAUUUGACGCCAGCUGUCAAUGUCCCACAAUCAGAGCUAAAGUCACAAGUCAAAGCAAAUUGGCAAUAUUUGAAAAGGCGGAUCCAGAGAAACUGAAAAAUGAUGGUCAGAGUGAAGUUGGAAAUGCGUCUCCUAAACCAAUACAGCCGUUUAAGUCGGGAAAUGUAUCUGCAUUCACACUUGGAACUCAGACAUGUGAUAAUCCUAUACAAUUGGCGAGAAAAUGGUCUGCAGUCCCCACGCUAGGUCCAAUGCGUAUUGCAUUCAUCCAUAGAAUACAAUAUGUCAAUGCAUUCAUCAUCUAUUCGCUAGCUUUUCGGUGAAGCCCGCCGCCCAAUACCCAUUGUUAAUGAGGAUAACAUGCCCGGACAGAUUACAAUAAAAAAAUGGCAAUUAAAAAAUAAUACUUUA
Molecule: messenger RNA, 1344 nt
Organism: Pieris brassicae (large cabbage white)
Lineage: Eukaryota; Metazoa; Arthropoda; Insecta; Lepidoptera; Pieridae
Exons: 11
Coding region: 276-1256 (326 amino acids)
Source: RefSeq, a predicted model, not a curated record